This is a messenger RNA of Xylaria bambusicola, 1479 nucleotides long. RefSeq lists its product as uncharacterized. The record is from RefSeq and is a predicted model, not a curated record. The coding region runs from base 1 to 1479 and encodes 492 amino acids. Gene Ontology annotation, cellular component: membrane. Gene Ontology annotation, biological process: molybdate ion transport. The transcript is spliced from 4 exons. Gene Ontology annotation, molecular function: molybdate ion transmembrane transporter activity. NCBI's taxonomy places the organism in Eukaryota, Fungi, Ascomycota, Sordariomycetes, Xylariales, Xylariaceae.
AUGGGCCUCGACAUAUACUGGAUCGGACUCCUCGUCCUCGUCCCCGUCGUCGCCGUUGUCGCGGGCCACGAGACGAUCUUGUCCUCGCUGCGCGGAACAGCGGCGGCUCCCGAGAAGCGCGAGACGGACCCCCUCGGGGACGAGGCGAGGGAGUUCCGGCGGACCUUCCUGCGCGUCUACCUCCUUGUCAUCGGGUCUGAAUGGCUCCAGAACCCGUUCAUGUACUCCCUCUUCCGCACCGAGAAGACGCUCGACGAGGCCACGGUCGCGGCACUGUAUAGCAGCACCUACGUCGCGGCGGCCGUGUCGGCGCUUUUCACGGGCUAUCUGACUGAUCGCUUCGGGCGGCGGAGAGCGUGUCUCGUGUUCUGCGGCAUCCAUUCCCUGGCCGCCGUGUCCGUGUGCUUCGACCAGCUUCCUAUCUUGGUCCUGGGGAGAGUGUUAGGCGGGGUUGCUCUCACGCUGCUGUGGACGGCGUUUGAGAGCUGGCUUGUCGCUGAAUAUAACGAGCGCGGCUUUGCGCGCAGCUCGUUGUCGUUGAGCUCCUUGUUUGGAAGCAUGACUACGUCGAAGUGUAUAACGGCUAUUUUCGCGGGUGGUGAGUUGUUUGAUGCUUUGGACCUCUGCGCCGCAAUACUGAUGGUUCAAACUUGGAGCGAAAACUGGGGGGUCGGCUCAACUGUCGGUACACCCACGGACGGCGACGACAAGACCGUUGAAGCGCAAAUACAACUACCAUUGGCCCAAGCGGCGGGAUCGAUGUGGGAUUUACGAGUGUGGGCUAUGAGUUUCGUGACAUGCUGUUUUGAUGGUACUAUAUUCCUAUUUAUGUUUUUCUGGCCAGAGACGCUGCAAGACGCCCAUGACAGAGGCCAUCCAAUUGAGAAAGACGCUAUCCCACACGGUGUCAUUUUCGCCUCGUUCAUGGCCAUCAUGGUUCUGGGCGCGUUGUCUUACAAUCUAGCGGCUACGGACCAUAGCGGCGGCCACGAAGGGUCGAGAAGGUAUACCCUGACUCCAACACAGCUCCUCAUGGGGGCGUUGGUAAUCAGUGCCGUCUGCUUCAUGGCUGCAGCGUUCGUUCGAGAGGAAGUAGGACUGUUCACCUCCUUUUUGCUGUUGGAAGUCUGUAACGGUAUCUACGUGCCUAGCGUGGCGUAUCAUCGCGGCACAAUCGUCACGGACGAGGCGAGGGCCCGUGUGUACAGUCUCAUGAACAUUCCCUUAUUUGUGUUCGUUAUCAUUGCGCUUCAGACGACAAACGAUAAUGAUGAUAAUGGAGGGCGCUGGCAGCCCGUAUUUCUCAUCUCUGCGGUGCUACUACUUCUUGCAGCGGUAGUCACCUCGCUGUAUCUUGAUGUUAGAGAAAGAAGUCCAAAGGGAUUUGUGGAGAUACCUAGUCGGGACUCGGCAGGUGUUGAUCUCUUCUCUUCCGUGAACGCGGAAUUGGAUCCGGCUGUAAGCGAGGAUGUUGUCUAG